AUGGGGGAAAACGGCUCGAUCACCGGGAAUCAUUCGUUUACGCCAGAUCCGCGAAAUCAGGACGUACAAACACCGUUGACACCGUCGAAUCUCGUCCACUUCGGCCCUCUGAUCUCGGCAUGCAAGUGCCGAGGCACGGUGGCUUUGGUGCACGUCGAGUGUCUCGAGAGAUGGUUAACUGAGUCCGGUCGCGCGAGAUGUGAACUCUGCGGCCACAGGUACGCGACGAAGAGGGUGCCGCGCUACGGCCUCAUUCGCAGCGUCGUGAUAUGGCUCCACAGCGUGAUAGCCAACCGACAGAUGCUACUCGACGUCGGAUACUUGGCGAUGACCACGCCUGUGGCCGCGUUUUCCUGCUACGUGUGCACCCUGGCCUUGAAAAUACUGCUGCGAAACGGCCUUUAUGAGAUACCGUGGAUGAUAUUCGCCAUGCUGCCAACCUGCUUAUUGACGCUGAUAGCUUAUUGGCGAUGGAUAAUUACGUUAGGGAGAUUGCACGGUCGUCGGUGGAGACGUUACUGGCGGAACAACUUCGCGAUUCGUUUGAUCCCGAACGCGGACGGUAAUAAUACCGAGAGUGCGCAGAACGAAGCAGAUCAUCCGUCAAUCGAGGAUGUUGAUUUCGACCGAUGGAUGUUCGAGGAGAUCGAAGGAAUUCGCGUGACCUUUGAGCCGCUCGACGACCCCGAUUAAUCGCGGCAAUCAUUUCCUAUCUUCGUUCGAAUACGUUCGCCCCCUUCCCCGCCGCCGAUGCUACCCUUAUUACAGCUGUAUUUAAUUGCAUUUUAUCAAGCGAACACUUCAAUUGAAGCCCAUUGUUACGUAACGAGGACGAUUCGCCGCGGCAUUA
This is a messenger RNA of Dinoponera quadriceps, 850 nucleotides long. Its product is annotated as E3 ubiquitin-protein ligase MARCH2-like. Gene Ontology annotation, molecular function: zinc ion binding; ubiquitin-protein transferase activity. The transcript is spliced from 4 exons. Gene Ontology annotation, biological process: protein ubiquitination. Bases 1 to 693 code for a protein of 230 amino acids. The record is from RefSeq and is a predicted model, not a curated record. NCBI's taxonomy places the organism in Eukaryota, Metazoa, Arthropoda, Insecta, Hymenoptera, Formicidae.